Messenger RNA from Myotis myotis, 357 nucleotides. Its product is annotated as cytochrome c oxidase subunit 6B2. Gene Ontology annotation, cellular component: respiratory chain complex IV; mitochondrial crista; mitochondrion. The transcript is spliced from 3 exons. Bases 1 to 261 code for a protein of 86 amino acids. NCBI's taxonomy places the organism in Eukaryota, Metazoa, Chordata, Mammalia, Chiroptera, Vespertilionidae. The record is from RefSeq and is a predicted model, not a curated record.
AUGCCCGACGCGGAGAAGCCCUCCAAGCGGCGAAGGCCCACGCCGCCCUUCGACCCGCGCUUCCCCAACCAGAACCAGACCCGCAACUGCUACCAGAACUUCCUGGACUUCCACCGCUGCGUCCAGAAGAUGAACCGCCGCGGGAAGAGCACGCAGCCCUGCGAGUACUACUACCACGUGUUCCACUCGCUGUGCCCCGUCAGCUGGGUGCAGCGCUGGACCGAGCAGAUCCAGGACGGGACCUUCGCGGGGAAAAUCUGACCGUCCGCUCGCGGCUCCGAGGGACCGGCCAAGGGCCCCAUCCCUUCGUCUCCCCGAGACCUGGCCCCGGCCCCCCACCCCCAGGUCUCUGAGCCA